CUCUGAAAAGUUUUCCUUCUAAAACUAGAAUGAUUGGUGAUGGAGAGAAGAGAUGAUUAAUAGAACCUCCUUUACCAGGGCAGGGAGAAGAGCAAAAAACUCUACAAAGUCCAUUGGGAAUAUCUGUGGGCAGAUCUAAUUUACCUGGUAACAUUACUCUUCGGCAAGCAAGUUGAGACUGAAUUCUGGAAUUUGUUUUCUCUGCCACGUGUCAAUAAUAAGAAAGAACUUGUAUUAAAUUGAAGAUAAGUAAAGGGUCCUCCAACUGGACUGCUGAUUUGGGUCUGGUAGAGAGCUGUCUUCAGCACCUCAUCAUGUAUCUGCUUUUUGUUGUUUAGACAAGCCUGGACAUUUCUGUACACACAGUCCUCAGCUAUAUCAGAAGAAGAAAUUCAGGUGAAGAAAAUCAUGCCUUUGUUCAGUAAAUCGCACAAAAAUCCUGCUGAGAUUGUAAAAACUCUGAAAGAAAACAUGGCCAUAUUGGAAAAGCAAGAUAAAAAAACAGACAAGGCAUCAGAAGAAGUGUCAAAAUCACUGCAAGCAAUGAAGGAAAUUCUGUGUGGUACUAGUGACAAGGAGCCGCCUACGGAAACAGUGGCUCAACUGGCACAAGAAUUAUACAACAGUGGCCUGAUAGUGACACUUAUAGCCAACUUGCAGCUGAUAGAUUUUGAGGGCAAAAAGGAUGUGUCCCAGAUAUUUAACAACAUCUUGAGAAGACAAAUUGGCACCCGAAGCCCUACUGUGGAAUACAUUAGUGCCCAUCCACAUAUCCUAUUUAUGCUUCUAAAAGGGUACGAAGCACCUCAUAUUGCCUUACGCUGUGGAAUUAUGCUGAGAGAAUGUAUCCGGCAUGAGCCACUUGCCAAAAUCAUCCUUUUCUCAGAACAAUUCAGAGACUUUUUCAAAUAUGUGGAAAUGUCAACGUUUGACAUCGCUUCUGAUGCCUUUGCUACAUUUAAGGACCUGCUAACAAGACACAAAUUGUUGGUAGCAGAUUUCCUAGAACAAAAUUAUGAUACAAUCUUUGAGGACUAUGAAAAACUGCUUCAUUCUGAGAAUUAUGUCACAAAGAGACAAUCUUUAAAGCUGCUGGGUGAACUGAUUCUGGACCGACACAACUUUGCCAUCAUGACAAAAUACAUCAGCAAACCAGAGAACCUGAAGCUAAUGAUGAACCUGCUGCGAGAUAAAAGCCCAAACAUUCAGUUUGAGGCAUUCCAUGUGUUCAAGCUGGGGAAUCAAUAUCUGGUUUGAAGGUUGAACAAUAAAAGAGUCUUUCUGAAUACUCGUGUGUUUUCUUUUGACAAACAUAUUUGUUACCAUUAUUGGUCAAUCUGAGUAUGUGAUUUUUGCUUCUUUGUUCUCUUGCAGACAAUCAAAAGUAAAGCACACUGCAGUAUAUUGUACACAAUGCACAUACAAAUCUAGAAUAGUAUCAGCCUCUCUUGGCUAUCAUGUUAAACAAUUCGAUUAUUUUGUGAACUCACCCCACAGUGGUAGUUCAGGAUAAUAUAACAUUUUUCUUAAGCAGAGAUGUAGCAAAAGAGGUUUUAGUGUUUAAAUCUAAAAAUAGAUUGUUUGACCUUAGCUUCAUUUUUCCAUUCUCUUUCAUGCACAUCACAAAGCUACGUCCUGUUGCUUAAUCUGCAAACAGUUCUGGAUAACUCGACAAUACUGACAGUUUCCGCUCAGCAUGGGGCGGAAGCUGAGUUUGUGUUGUUUCUGAGCUAUAGACUUGAUAAUUCUUUGGUCUGUAGAGGAUGUUGUAGGUGCAGCUACGUGAGCUUUCAUGUACUUCCAGCGACGUGGUAAUCCCCCUGCAAUGCAUAUGAGAAAAUCAUGGGACCAGUUUCAGCCCUGGUGGGUCGAUUGGUCUGUUGGUGUAUAGAGUGAUACAUGCUGGAUUUGGACCAUAAUCGCUAACCAUUUGAAAGUAGAUCAGAGGUUGCAGUGAACUGUUCUCAUCAAGAUCCUGUGACAUUCAGUAGCCUUGGCCUCUGUGUUAAAAAAACAAAGAUUAUCAGUGACCACACAAUGACUCAUUGCGCAUCAGACCAUUUUAGUAUCUUCAUCCCUGUUGUGUUCCCUUGAGGAGAUGAUGAUGACGACCCCUUGUCAUUAAUUGUGAGAACCAAGGUCAGACUCCAGAACUCUCUGAUCAAAUACUUUAUGGAGUGGAUAGGGAGUGUACAGUUUAUCAAUUUUGAUGGACAAUACUGAUUUAAGGCCAGCUAGAGGACAACUGUUCUAUUUCAUAGCAACUUUUGAGUUUUGACAUUUGUUUUCCUUACGUGUUGGAAUGAAAAAAAAAACUUCCAAACAUUUUCACAAAGCGAAGUUGUGUCAAAACUCCUCCGAAGUGACGAGAACUCUCAAUCACAAAACCCUUCCCAACAGAUAUGUUGUUGAAACCAGUACAUCUCCACAAAAUUAUUUUUUCAAAAAUAUUCCAACCAGCUAUAAUACUGAUGUUGUUUCCAGGAUAUCUCUUAUCUUUUUUUAUUGUCUUCAAGUGAAGGAUUGGCAGGAGAUUUUUAAAAAUAAAACCUCAUACUGGAUCUAGCCUCAAGGUAUAAAUAUUCUUUGUUGUAGAUGUGUGUAAAAUUUCUUUGUUUCAAUACUGUGACAUUGUGGUACUAUAGUUGCUUGAAGGAGCCAGUCAUUCAGUUUUAUAAUCCUUUUUUGAUCCCAGGAUUUGAAAAAAGUAUUUGAGAGUUGAAAUUGAGUCCUGCAGUAGGUCUAGUAGUCAAAAGAUGAUUUACAUUUGAGUCUUCUAUCUUUUAUGCCAGUUUUUCAGGGGGAGGAUUAUAACCUAUAAGCAAUCAGUCAAGAAACUAAAGAAUUCAGUCUAAUAGAAGACAUCAUCUCACAUUUAAUCAUUUGCCAUGCUAAUACAUAUUUUAGGCUAGAGCCAGUUUUAAAAUUAAAUCCUUUCAAGAAUGUUUUCAGGCUGUUCCUUUCACACUGUGUAGAUACAGUGUGGUCUAAAUGUUCAAAUUGACUAAUCAUUUUCAGUGCUUUAAUUUUUGGGUGGCCUACUUGAAACCUCUUAAAGGGGCCUGAUUUUCUGUGGGUGGGUGCUCAGCACUUUUUUGCAUGUCAGGCAUCCAAUGAAGUGAGCUGUAGCUCACAAAAGCUUAUGCUCAAAUAAAUUUGUUAGUCUCGAAGGUGCCACAAGUACUCCUUUUCUUUUAGGCUCCUUUAAGGUAUCUCAGAUUGGGCACCCAAAUCACUAGAUAUUUCUGAAAAUGCAAGGCAUUGCAAAUAUAUUUGCAUUGUCCUCUCACAAACAAUUAUUUUAUUUAUCUGAACUGAAGAAAACAACAUACAAUUUGUAUAAUAGGGUUAUUUGUAAUGGAAGGAAUGUUUUUAAAUGGCCAAAGCAGUGGCUGAACAAACUGCUAUCUGUACCUCUCAGUACACCCAAGGGGGCCAUGAGCUGACUAUCUUGAGAUCAAGGAACAUGCCCCUAAUAACAGACACUACUUUUUGAGAACUUGGAGCAUCUGGCAAGGAGGUUGCUCUAAAGGGGUCGUGGUGAAGUCUUGCACUGUUGAGUCAGUUGCCAUUGCUUGUGAGCACCUAGAGCUCACCAGGAAUUUUAAAAAAAAGUCCAUGACUUUAAAAGUUCAGAACAAAGGGUUGGAUUGUUGAAAAGAGGCCUCUUCUGGGGGCAGAUCUGCGCUUUGUGGUAUGGUGGGGGAGCUGCUGCAGUGGCCUUGUCCUUUCUGGAAUGUGGGAAUCUGCACAGGGGCCUGGGAUCUAGGCUUGGGAGACAUAUGCUCAGGCAUCAGUAAAGGCUACAGCUUCUUGCUGUGGAACCUCCCUUUGAAGGAGGCUGCAGGUGUAAGCAGGAGAAGCCCUCGGAGCCAGACGAACAAGGAGCCAAAAGAGAGUUACAGAGCGGACAAGAGGCAAGUGUCUCCGAAGUGAGGGAUUGCUGCAAAGGGAAGAUCCCAGCCUCUCACCUGGGUGACCCACAAAUAGCAACUCCAAGGCACUGGGCUGCCAGUGAGCUACAAAUGGCAGCGUUUACACUGUCCUUCUGCUCUGCCUCACUGCUGUGUCCUUGUGAGCUUAGCAAACAGAUUGAAAUGUACGUGGAUCCUGCUCUUGUAAAUUUCCAUUCUCAGACUGCUCGCUAGAAUGGACUAGGGAGGGCGAAGUGAAGGAUGUGACCUAAGUUCACAAACCAAAACAAAGCUGCUUGGUCUAAUUUUAGGCCAUUUCAAUUGAAUAUGGAAAUUCUAUCACCAACACAAGACUCGCCUGUUCUCCCAGUAAUUAUGAUUCUAAGACAUUUCAUAUUGGAGGGCCGUAUAUGUGGAAGUGAUCAGGGAUUUAUAGCCAACUUUCAACAGCUGUCUUUACAAUCAAACCAUUUGUCAAUAAAAGAAACAGAAUAAGGGAGAGUGAUAACAAGGUCAAGUGUAACUUCACUUCCAGCUGCUAAUGAGCAAGAUCAUGGGAAACUUUAACAUGUGUUUAAGAUACAGGGAUAGAUUUUCUUUCCUAUUUUGGCUGAUUUGGGGCCAAGAAAUGUGUUGGAUCUCCCCAGCUAAUAUGUGGCUAGUGCAAUCUGUUCCUGUGCCCUCCCUGCAGCUCCAGAGGCAUAGGUGCUUGUCAGAAAUGGAAGGGUCAUGGUCAGAGUGCAACUGCAUUAAUCCCCAGCUGGCAGACAACCUCUUGGUAGCCAUAGCCAGCUGUCAUACUUUAGACUAAAGGAUCUUGGGGGCUACUAUAAAGUAUGCUAGGCCUGAGGUCAAUGUAGAACUGGUCAUGGUCAGGUAGCUGCAACCAACAAAUAUGCAGCCCCUUCCCUCUCCCCUCCCACUGGGUACUGCACUCAGUGGAUACAGGGUAGGUACCAGAGAAUCUGGCCUCCAGCAUUCAGUUGACUCAACAGAGAAUGAUGUAGGGCAGUGUCAUGAUUGAUUGUUCAUCCCUCUCUUUCUGUCUCUGUGUUUGUAUGUGUGGUUUUGUUCGUAUGUUAGGUAUUUGUGGCCAGUCCAAACAAAACGCAGCCUAUCGUGGAGAUUCUAU
Messenger RNA from Dermochelys coriacea (leatherback sea turtle), 5046 nucleotides. It is a transcript of the gene CAB39L, whose product is annotated as calcium binding protein 39 like. The transcript has 10 exons. Lineage: Eukaryota; Metazoa; Chordata; Testudines; Dermochelyidae. Gene Ontology annotation, molecular function: protein serine/threonine kinase activator activity. The record is from RefSeq and is a predicted model, not a curated record. Gene Ontology annotation, biological process: intracellular signal transduction. Bases 409 to 1257 code for a protein of 282 amino acids.